UGAUGCCUGUUUUACAGAUCCUCUGAUAAAAUAGAAGUGUAGAUUGCUUUAGAUUUCAUUUCAAUCGAUCCUCCGGCAUGUCACCUCGCAAACAUGCACAAAAGUUGUGUCGCUUAACCUUUAUAUCCAUGCAGUUUCUCGAUGCCUCAGACGAGUUGCGUUACCCAACGCAACGCAUUUUACUUAUUGAUUGCUAGUCCUUUUCCAUUCCUAAUUUAGAUAUUUUUAACCUCCAUCCAGAUAGAGAAGAUGUGUCUUCGACUGGGGAAGUCAUAACAAAAGAAUGCACAGAGAGCUCCUCUAAAAUGUCAGAUGAAGCAAAUAGUAUUAACGCAGCUCUACCCAGCUUAUUGAAAGCUUUAGAUGAAUGCCGGACGUCACUUCCAGCCACCAAUGAAGCGUUUAAUUUUAUCACUGGUGUUCUGAAGUCCCGCGAACUUAACGCACUUGUGAAUGUGCAUAGUCAAAUCUCUAAUAGAGUCAAUGACGACAGUUUCCAUCCAAUUGUUUCUAAUGGACUCCAAAUUGCUGCUGAUGUCCUAGACUUAUUAACAACCAGGAAAAAUUUGUCAGCUGAUUUUGAAGAAAUUUGUUCCUUGUUGAAGAAACCACACAUUCAGAGAUUACUGGAUGCUCAUGAUGCUGUAGCUCAGAAGGAUUACAACCCUCGACUAUCAGAGUUACCACCCGAUGUUGACAAGGAUGAAGAAACAAUUAAAAUUGCUCAACUAGUAAAAAGCGAUGAACCUUUGGGGUCUGCUCAAAGUGCCGAGCCUAUUGUGGGUGCAACUAUAGCAACAGAUGAGCAAACUGGAAAGUAUGUUGUUGCUAGGGUCUUCCAUGGAGGUGCCGCAUAUCGAUCAGGACUUAUCCAUGUGGGCGAUGAGGUUUGGGAAGUUAAUGGCAUCAAUGUAGAGUGGAAGCCUCCAAGUGAUGUGUUAAAAAUUCUUCAAAACUCUGAAGGCACAAUCAAAUUCAAGCUUAUUCCAGCUGACAGAAAACUUGGUCACUGUGAAAGUAAAGUCCGAGUUCGAGCCCAUUUUGAUUAUGUUGCUUCUUUAGAUCCGUUUAUUCCUUGCAAAGAAGCUGGUUUGGACUUUGUGAAAGGAGAUAUUUUACACAUCGUAAAUCAGGAUGAUGGAGAAUGGUGGCAGGCCCGAAGAGACGGGGAUAGAACUACUCGUGCAGGACUUAUUCCAAGCAGGGCACAUCAAGAAAGAAUGAUUUUACGUGAAAGGUCUCAGAUUGGAAAACGUGCUGACCAAGGCCCUGAGUCCCCAACAGGGCUGUGUCUUGUUUCAGCAUUUUCUCCUUCCCUUGCUUCCCUGACCGGCUGCAAAUCCUCUCUUCAAUUAUCACCCCAUUGUGCCUCUCGGACCAAAACUAAGAAGAUUAUGUAUGACUCUACAGAGAAUGAUGAUUUUGACCGUGAAGAAAUUCCCACGUACGAAGAAGUGGCCAAGUUAUAUCCUAGGGCUGGAAUUUACCGUCCCAUUGUAAUGAUUGGGCCACCUGGUGUUGGACGCAAUGAACUUCGUAGAAGGUUGAUUGCAACAGAUGCAGAAAAAUACCGCACCCCUACACCUUUUACCUCCCGGCCCAUGAGGCCUGGUGAAGUAAAUGGAAAAGAAUACUACUUUGUGACCAGAGAAAAAAUGGAGGAAGAUUCUGAGGCUGGAAAUUUUAUUGAGUUUGGAGAGUACAAAGGAAAUUUGUAUGGCACAUCUGUCGAAAGUGUUAAGAUGCUUGUGGGGGCCGGACAUGUUUGUAUAAUGAAUCCUCAUUACCAAGCUCUGAAAAUGCUGCGUACACCUCAGCUGAAACCUUUCAUCAUUUAUAUAAAGCCUCCAGCAUUUGAUGUUUUAAAAGAAACAAGGGCUGUAGCCUAUGCAAGAUCAACUUUUGAUGAAAACAAUUCAAGAGGUUUCACUGAUGAUGAAUUUAAGGAGAUACUUCAAAGUGCAGAACGUAUUGAGUUUUUGUACAGUCAUCUGUUUGAUGAAAUUAUUGUAAAUGCAGAUUUGUCUGCUGCAUUUGAACAGCUUGUUCGAGCUGUGAAUAGAGUGGAAAAUGAACCUCUGUGGGUACCAGCAUCAUGGGUGCAGUGAUGCUUUGUUCAUUUAAAAUGGCACAGUGUGAUGUUUAUAAGUUAUGCUGUAGCAUAGUUGUAGCUGUGAAGACGUGUGAAGAGCAAGACUAAACUUCCCCUGGUGCAUUGUGCAUCAUCUUGUUCUUCCAUGGCCCUUACAUCUGCUCAAUAAAUUGGUUGGGUAUUCCAAGUUAGUCAUGCUAUGUAAUCUAGUCAAGUGUUGUUGCAAUAUUUUUAUAAAACUUAUGUCACUACCUAACACAUUGACUGUGUCAUGAGUCAUUCAUUAUUGAACUAGCAAAGCCUUUAUAUUUUUAUUUUUUAGGUUUUUAUAAAAAUCAAGAAUACCCUUUUUUAAUAAUAUUUGAGACAUUACUUUAAAUCUUGUCACAAAAAUAAGUGUUUUAAUUUAUUUUUAUUUUGCUUAUGUUGACAUGCAAUGCAAGCUUUUUGGAGUCUCUUUCUCAGCUGUUUGUUGGGGCAGUCAGCGCCAUUUUUGUGUGCCAAUUUAAUCACCACCAAAUGCUUAGGUAGGUUCACAUUCUGUGAUGUAAAGCAAGGUUAUGUUUUAAAAUUUAUAGUCCUACUAGUUUUUUCUAGAAAUGUGACUAUUCCAGUUUGGUACUUCACCAUGUAGGAUAAAGUGCUGACAUUUCAGAGAUCUCCUCUCCCUUCAUUCUUAACUGCAUACGUCAUAAUACAAGUAUUAAUGUUGGAUUGAAGUCAGAGAGGUGUGGCAGGAACAGUUUUAGGUGAUAUCUUUCCCUCUUAUAAACAUGCUUUUUUACUUCAUGUUCUUAUUAAAAUUUUCUUAAAAAUAACUUUUGUGAUUAUAUAUCUUUUAUUAAAAGAAAAAGAACAAUCUAGCUUUAUAAAAUCACAACCUUUUCUCAUAAUUUGUGCAAUAUUUAGGUACUUCCUGUUUCUUGUUAUAAUUUUUUUUUUUGUGAUGUGGAUGUCUUCAAUCCCAACAGUCGGCAGGCUGUCUGGUUUAUCUCUGUGGCAAUACAGCCCUGACAUUGUUCUGUUCUACUAGCUUCAUAGGAUCCUAUUCUAACCCUCAACCCCUUUUUUCCCCUUAUGUCUAACAAUUUCUCUUUGAUCAUUGACUCAUUUUCAUGUGCAUAUGCAAUUGAAAUCAUCAAUUUUUUUGUUGUUGUUAAACGAAUGCAAAAUGUGCAUUGAUCAUAAUGUUGUUUUUUUUUUAAUUGUUAAUUUUUUUUUUUUCUGUUUAUGUCAUAAGGAUCAAAUUGAAGCAACACUAAUUGUUAGUUUUAACUGCAAGGAAUUGUCUCGUAGUACUCAUGAAUCGUACUAUGAAUCAGUAUCUAUAAGCAAUCUUUAAUAAUCAUGUGAGACUCAAUCAUGUAUCACGUUAUAUCAAUCAUGUACAUUGUUUGCAAGUCUGAUUCUAAAGCAGUCAAAUGCCAUGUUUGUCAUUGUUAUUACUUGUGUAAGUGAAAUAUCCUAGCUUUAUAUGAUUUCUUUGACCAUAAAUUCAAAAACUUAUAAGAUUCUUGGGUUUUACUUUUUGCAUCAUGAAAGUUAUCAAAAGAGUUUGAGCUUUAUCAUCUCCCUAGAUUGUUAAAAUAAUCGAGUCCUUUUCAAAUUUCUAAUCUUUACAGCACAUAUUGUUUGCUUGCACCAAGAUUUAUGAAGUUCAUAGAAUUGUUUGUAUUUAUUUUGUUAGACGUGUAUUAACUGUUAUGUACAUAAUUGAAUGUUGAAAGUGAAUCUUCCGUUUCUCUGACUUACUUGAAAUUGAAGUUGCUAGUGCCUGAAUAUAUGACCUUGCCUUCCUAAA
Molecule: messenger RNA, 3893 nt
Organism: Frankliniella occidentalis (western flower thrips)
Lineage: Eukaryota; Metazoa; Arthropoda; Insecta; Thysanoptera; Thripidae
Gene: metro
Product: MAGUK p55 subfamily member 7
Exons: 14
Coding region: 306-2108 (600 amino acids)
Cellular component (GO): plasma membrane; cell-cell junction
Molecular function (GO): protein binding
Source: RefSeq, a predicted model, not a curated record